Messenger RNA from Macroventuria anomochaeta, 2829 nucleotides. Its product is annotated as eukaryotic translation initiation factor 3 subunit C. The transcript is spliced from 4 exons. The record is from RefSeq and is a predicted model, not a curated record. Gene Ontology annotation, biological process: translational initiation. Gene Ontology annotation, molecular function: RNA binding; translation initiation factor activity; translation initiation factor binding. Gene Ontology annotation, cellular component: eukaryotic translation initiation factor 3 complex. Lineage: Eukaryota; Fungi; Ascomycota; Dothideomycetes; Pleosporales; Didymellaceae. Bases 116 to 2680 code for a protein of 854 amino acids.
UGGCAACAGCGAUUUGGUGAGUCGAGGACGUGACCUGCCCCAACACACAACCCACGGCGCCCGCCACCUAUACCCCUCGAACCUCCGGCAAUCUCUACUCUCGAGUACAGCAGCCAUGUCGCGCUUUUUCGCCGCCAGCGACAGCUCCUCGGACGAGUCCAGCGAGGAGGAGCUCUACUCCAACGAUGAGGAAUCUGAACAGGAAGACUCCGAAAUGGACUCUGACGACGACUCUGACGACUCCGAUUCGUCGUCCGGAUCCGAGACCGGUGCCGCCCGUUUCUUGAAGGACGUCAGCAGCGACAGCGAGAGCGAUGAUGAGGACGCGAACAAGGUGCUGAAGAGCGCCAAGGACAAGCGCUUCGACGAACUUGAGGCCGUCAUCAGGCAGAUCGAGAAUGCGCAGAGGAUCAACGACUGGGCCGUCAUCUCAGACCAGUUCGACAAGGUGAACCGCCUGGUGCCCACCCUGAUCAAGCAGAACGAUGGCAAGGUUCCCAAGAUGUACAUCCAGGCCAUCGCCGACCUCGAGACCACCGUCCAGGAGACCCACGAGAAGCAAAAGGUUACCCCGAAGAAGAUGACCGCCCCCAACCAGCGUGGUUUUAACGCCAUGCGCCAGAAGGUCAAGAAGCACAACCGCGACUACCAGAGGGACAUCGACCUGUACAGAGAGAACAAGGAGGAGUUCAUGAAGGAGCAGGAGGUUGUCGAGCAGGCACCCAAAGAGAAGAAGAAGAAGGACAAGAGCAAGAUCGCCCAGCUCGGCACCGAGACCAUCAUUGACGCUGGCGACGAUGGCUUCGUUACCGUUGGCGCCGGCGGCAAGGCCGUCCAGUACACUGCAGAGGGUAUCCUCAAGCAGCUGCGGUCGAUCGUCGAGCAGCGUGGACGCAAGAACACAGACAAGCUCGAGCAGAUCCGCACAAUGGAGAAGCUGUUCGAUGUCGCGGUCAACGACUACCAGAGAGUCCGCGUUCUCCUGACACUGAUCUCCACUCGCUUCGAUUUGACAUCCGGUACCGCUAGCCACAUGCACCAGGAGCAGUGGAAGUUGGCCGACCAGGAGUUCGGCAAGCUUCUCCAGAUCCUCGAAGACAGCAACGAGAUUGUCGUCAUUGAGAACGCUGAGGAGUGGGAGGACGACGAGAAGACACCCGUCAUCGAAGAGGGUCAGAUCUUCAAGAUCCCCGGCAGCGUUGUGUCUUUCGUCGAGAGGCUCGACGAUGAGCUCACCCGCUCCCUUCAGCACAUCGACCCCCACACAGCCGAGUACGUCGAGCGCCUCACAGACGAGAGUGCGCUGUAUGCUCAGCUUGUGCGCACAAUGAUCUACGUUGAGAGCCUGCAGAAGAAGGAGGACCUUGAGCUUCCCCAAGAGUCGGCUAACCGCGUGGUCAUGCGCCGAUUGGAGCACGUCUACUUCAAGCCCUCAGCCGUUGUCCAGAUUCUCGAGUCCAAGACUUGGGAGGCGAUCCCGUCCAACCUCGACUCCACAACCACUCCCCGCUCCUCCACCAACGACACAUCCUCCCUCGUCCAGACACUCUGCACAUACCUCUUCAGACACAGUGAGGGUAUCAUCCGCGCAAGGGCAAUGCUUUGCCAGAUCUACUUCCUGGCUCUGCACGACCAGUACUACCAGGCUCGCGACAUGAUGCUCAUGUCUCACUUGCAGGAGACUAUCAGCAACUUUGAUGUCAACACCCAGAUCCUCUUCAACCGCUCGCUCGUACAAGUUGGUCUCUGCGCAUUCCGUGCUGGUCUUGUCUACGAGGCCCAGACUUCGCUGCAGGAGAUCUGCGGCAGCAACAGGCAGAAGGAGCUUCUCGCACAGGGUCUUCAGAUGCAGCGCUACUCGCAAAUCUCGCCUGAGCAAGAACGUCUCGAGCGUCAGCGCCAGCUGCCUUUCCAUCUCCACAUCAACCUCGAGCUGCUCGAGUGUGUCUACCUGACCUGCUCUAUGUUGCUCGAGAUCCCUCUCCUCGCACAGCUUGGCUCGUCGCCCGAUCUCAGGAAGCGCGUCAUCAGCAAGACCUACCGCCGUCUCUUAGAAUACCAUGAGCGCCAGAUCUUCACCGGUCCUCCGGAGAACACUCGCGACCACGUCAUGCAGGCCUCGAAGGCGUUGUCCGCUGGCGAGUGGAAGAAGGCCGCCGAGUUCAUCAACAGCAUCAAGAUCUGGGAGCUCAUGGCCAACGCAGAGCAGAUCAAGGACAUGCUGUCCGCGCAGAUCCAGGAGGAGGGUCUGAGGACUUACCUCUUCACAUACGCGCCGUACUACGACACACUCGCCAUCUCCACCCUGGCUGAGAUGUUCGAGCUGAGCGAGCGCAAGAUCAGCGCUGUCGUCAGCAAGAUGAUUUCUCACGAGGAGCUCGCUGCUGCCCUCGACCAGGUCAACAGCGCCGUCAUCUUCCGCAAGGGCGUCGAGCUGUCCCGCCUCCAGACCCUGGCUCUCAGCCUCUCGGACAAGGCAUCUGGCCUCAUCGAGUCGAACGAGAAGACGCUCGAGCAGAGGACACAAGGCACAGCCCACGCCUUCGAGCGACAAGGCGGUCGCGGCGGACGCGGUGGCGGUCGUGGAGGACGCGGUGGUCGUGGAGGCGGUGGCGGACCAAGGGGAGGCAGAAAUCAGCAGUUCACGGGCGGUGCUUUGGGGCGCGCCAUCCAGGCUUAGGAUGCUGUUUAGGUUUUCAUGGGUGGCGUUUGAUCGGGUUCGCUGGCUUUUUGGCGGCCUGUGGUAAUGCAAUGGCAUGAUGAUUCGACAUGAGAUGUGGAUUGUGGAGAUGAUCUGUUAGUGCAUACCAAGUAGAUUACGAAUUACAU